AUUCUGGAUAUGUCAGCAAGCAAUCAGCGAUAGGUGGACGGAAUGGAACGAGACCGAGUGUCAAAAACGCGUGCCUGCGCCGAAUGCAAAGCAAAAAAACUGCGAUGUUGCGCCAGCCGAGAAGCACCAGCCACUUGUCACCGGUGUUAUGAGCAUGGGAUCGAGUGUACAGUCCCGGACAAGCGUCCUCGAAAGCGACCGAGUCGUCUGCAUACUCGGAUGGCGACGCUCGAGGACAUGGUGGGUAGCUUGGUGGACAGACUGCCCGGUCCGUCGCCCCAUGCUUCCCCGCGGGAGGUCGGGUCCUUCGCGAGAUCGAGUAACGCCCUCCAUGAUCCGUUGACCAGUGGUCUGCUGAGUAUGCCACAUGCGGAAAUGCUCUGUCGGCAGUAUAGACAGAUGACAGAGAAGCACUUUCCCUGCGUGCUGGUUCCUCGAGGGAUGGGCGUACGGGGGUUGCAGUAUGAGAGGCCGGUGCUGUUUCAGGCCAUAUUAGUCGUGGCUUCGUGGCAAGAUAAACCGCGGCAGGGGUCUCUCGAGUCAUUCUUUCUCGGCGAUCUGAGCGCGAGGUUUUUUGUGAAAGGAGAGCGCAGCUUGGAUCUUCUCCAGGGCUUAUUAGUCUAUUUGGCCUGGUAUCACUUCAACGUGGCUGAAUCCGGGCAAUACCAUGCCUACCGGUUGGCGUCUCUAUGCGUCACCAUGAUCGUGGACCUCGGGAUUAACCAGAAGCCACCACGAGCCACGCACGAGUCGACGGUAAACUGCCAGCUGGGUCUCGAGCACGGGACUAGCGAGAACCCGGAAUAUUGGAGUUAUGAGGCACGACGGACGCUCAUCGGCGUCUACAUACAAUCUUCCUUAUGCUCGAUUAUGUGCCGCAAACCAUCACCUCUCCCGUACUCGUCGUACAUGGAACAAUGCGCACGUUCCCUCCAGGAAGAUAGCGAGGUAGAUUCCGACAAGUCGCUCUUAUAUUUUAUCCAGGUUGUGCGAAUCAUCAACGACGUGUACCAUGUCUUCGUAAUCGGAGACGCGGACCGCGACACACCCAUGGGCGACGGCCAAGUCCAGAUGGCGGUGCGAGCGCUGAAAGACCAGCUGGGCACAUGGAGGGCCAGCCUUCCACAGCAACUGUCUCAUCACAUACAACUCCACACAUGGGGCGAUCUUGCCGGCGCAUAUGCCCACGAGAUAGGUCUCCACGGCCACGUCCGCCACGCUCCCAUCUCCACCACCCGGGUAUCCAUCAUGUUCGACUGCCUGGCACACGUCGAGGCAUUCAUGGACCGAGCGACCCGCAUCUCGCGCGAGGACAUGCAGACCUGGACAGCCUUCGACUGGCGGCAGCUGACCUACACUACCAUGCUGGCGAGCAAGAUCUCCGUGGCUAUCGACGCCGCGACCACCGAUCAGGCCUCCACGGAGCGGAUUGCCCGGCUGCACGGCUCACUGGACGUGGUGUCGACGCGCACACAGGAGCUCCUUGCCAUGACCAACACGCCUCCGGAUCAGGGGCACUACUUCCAGAACCUCCUCCAGCAGUGGAAGGGCAUUCGCAGCUGGUACCAGGCUGUACUGCAGAACCGGAGUGCUCAUCACGAAGCGGGUGGUAUGGUUGCGGACGAUCCGAUCGUGUCGGGCGAUCUGCCGGGGGGACCGGCGGCGUUGCAGUCGUUGGAUUCCUGGCCGGAUGAUAAUUUCGGGAUCUUGCCGAUUUCGGCGGGGGAUUUGAUGAUGUUGGAGUCUUUGGAUUAUCCUCAUUCACGGGUGGAUUCUUAAGUUGUGUCUUCGAUUCACGCCCUUCAAUACACAUGUGCAUUGCUUUGGUCUGAGACACGGCGGACUUGAUUUGCUAGACACUGGGACUAGGUAUUAGUCGUACAAACGUACCCAGGUGAUGAAUAAUUCAGACAACCCACUACAACUCUUGGGGUGCUUCAUACCCUAGAUGAAGGACGCCAAAGGAUCGGUUGAUAGAGUGGUAACGCCGCGAUGAAACUGAGGCUGAUCAU
Aspergillus candidus is the source of this 2012-nucleotide messenger RNA. RefSeq lists its product as uncharacterized. Gene Ontology annotation, biological process: regulation of DNA-templated transcription; DNA-templated transcription. Gene Ontology annotation, molecular function: transcription cis-regulatory region binding; zinc ion binding; DNA-binding transcription factor activity, RNA polymerase II-specific. Bases 43 to 1779 code for a protein of 578 amino acids. The record is from RefSeq and is a predicted model, not a curated record. The transcript has 4 exons. Gene Ontology annotation, cellular component: nucleus. NCBI's taxonomy places the organism in Eukaryota, Fungi, Ascomycota, Eurotiomycetes, Eurotiales, Aspergillaceae.